Messenger RNA from Gloeophyllum trabeum ATCC 11539, 3460 nucleotides. RefSeq names its product plasma membrane H+-transporting ATPase. The transcript is spliced from 6 exons. Bases 128 to 3109 code for a protein of 993 amino acids. NCBI's taxonomy places the organism in Eukaryota, Fungi, Basidiomycota, Agaricomycetes, Gloeophyllales, Gloeophyllaceae. Gene Ontology annotation, biological process: regulation of intracellular pH; proton export across plasma membrane. The record is from RefSeq and is a predicted model, not a curated record. Gene Ontology annotation, molecular function: ATP hydrolysis activity; ATP binding; P-type proton-exporting transporter activity. Gene Ontology annotation, cellular component: plasma membrane.
ACCACCUCCGCCGUCGCCGUCCCCCUCGUCCUCGACGCUUGCUGUAUAGAAGUGCCCGUCAGGGUCGCAGCCCGCUCGCCUUUCCGCUCACCCUCUUGUCCACCUCUCUACCCCUGCGCGUCUAGCGAUGUCAGAACCUAUCGCAGAAAAGGAGGCCGGGCCUGCUCCCACUGAGCAGCCCGAGGCUCAGGAGCCGGAGAAAAGAAAAAGGGAAUACAAGGACUUUGGUCACGAGGAGGAGAAACCCACCCACGCCAAUGUCGAUAUGUCCACUAUCGAGCUCAAGGCGGAGGACCUCUACGACAAGGAGAAGGUGGACUUGGAGACCAUCGUCAUUGAGGACGUCUUCAAACUCCUCCAGUGUGACGACAAAGGUUUAACUAAGGAGGAGGCUCAACGCCGGUUGGAGAUUUUCGGCCCGAACAAGCUCGAGCAGGAGGAGCAGAAUGCUUUCCUUCAGUUCUUGUCGUUCAUGUGGAAUCCGCUCUCCUGGGUCAUGGAGGGCGCCGCCCUGGUCGCUAUCGUCUUGUCCAACGGUGAACACCGUCCCCCCGACUGGGAGGAUUUCGUCGGUAUCGUCGCCCUUCUCCUGAUCAACUCCGGUAUCGGUUUCUACGAGGAGCGUAACGCUGGUAACGCCGUCAAGGCGCUCAUGGACUCCCUUGCCCCCAAGGCCAAGGUCAAGCGUGACGGAAAGUGGGACGAGAUCGAGUCUUCGGAACUCGUGCCCGGUGACAUGGUUUCCUUCAAGAUUGGUGACAUUGUUCCGGCCGACUGUCGUCUCACCGAGGCCAUCAACGUCUCCAUCGACCAGGCUGCUCUUACCGGCGAGUCCCUGCCCCAGAGCAAGAAGGUUGGCGACCAGUGUUUCUCUGGUUCCACUUGCAAGCAGGGCGAGGCCGAGGGUGUUGUCAUCUCCACCGGUGCCAACACUUUCUUCGGUCGUGCUGCGUCGUUGGUUGGCCAGGACGACGACACCACCGGUCACUUGCAGAAGAUCUUGGCCCAAAUCGGAUCUUUCUGCUUGGUCUCCAUCGGUAUCUUCGUCAUUGCUGAGAUCCUCGUCCUCUACGCCGGUUUCCGCUACAACUACCGUCGCGGCCUCGACGACAUUCUGGUGCUUUUGAUCGGUGGUAUCCCCAUUGCUAUGCCCACUGUCUUGUCCGUCACCCUCGCCGUUGGUGCUCAGCAGCUCGCUAAGCACAAGGCCAUCGUCACCCGUAUCACCGCUAUUGAGGAGUUGGCUGGUGUCACCAUCCUUUGCUCCGACAAGACGGGUACUUUGACCACCAACAAGCUCACCAUCGACCGCAACCUCGUUAAGACCUACGGCCCCUUCACCGCCGAGGACGUCAUUCGCCUGGCUGGCUACGCUUCUCGUACUGAGAACGCCGACGCUAUCGACCAGUGUGUCGUCGGCGCCGCUGGUGGCAAGGAGCACGCUCAUGAUGGUAUCGAGCUUCUCGACUUCAAGCCUUUCAACCCUGUCGACAAGCGUACCGAGAUCACCUAUCGCGAGACGUCGUCUGGCAAGCUGAAGCGUGUCACCAAGGGUAUGACCGGCAUCAUCAUCGAGCUCUGCACGCGCAACAAGACCGAUGAGAUUGAGAACCGCCUGGAGGCUGAUGUCGAGGAAUUCGCCACUCGUGGUCUCCGUGCGCUCGCGGUUGCCUACGAGGAGCUUGACGGUCAGGACCACGAGGGCGAGGGUAACGGUUUCGAGCUCAUCGGUCUCCUCGCCAUCUUCGACCCUCCCCGUGACGACACCAAGCAGACCAUCGACGAUGCCCUUGCUCUCGGCGUCAAGGUCAAGAUGGUUACCGGUGACCAGCUCGCCAUCGCUAAGGAGACUGGUCGUCGUCUCGGUCUUGGUGAUCACAUGUACCCCGCCAAGGUUUUGAAGGAAGGUCCCGCCGCUGGUGGCAAGCACGCUACUCUCGACGAGAUGAUCAUGGACGCCGACGGUUUCGCGGGUGUCUUCCCCGAGCACAAGUACGAGAUCGUCAAGCGUCUCCAGGCUCUUGGUCACUUGUGCGCCAUGACUGGUGACGGUGCCAACGACGCCCCUGCCUUGUCUCGCGCCAACGUCGGUAUUGCUGUCGAGGGUGCGACCGACGCUGCUCGUGGUGCCGCCGAUAUCGUCUUGACUGAGCCCGGUCUGUCCACCAUCGUCCACGCUAUCCGCGGCUCGCGUGUCAUCUUCCAGCGUAUGAGGAACUACUCCAUCUACGCGUGCGCUGUCACCAUCCGUAUCGUCGUCUGCUUUGCCAUCCUCGCGUUCGCUUGGAAGUUCGACUUCCCUCCGUUCAUGGUCCUGAUCAUCGCUCUCCUCAACGACGGUACCAUCAUGACUUUGUCCGUUGACCGUGUCUUGCCCUCGAACACUCCGGACAGCUGGGACUUGGCCGAGAUCUUCUCUUACGCCGUUGCCUACGGUUUGUACCUGACCGCUUCUACUGUCGCUCUCGUUGCUGUCAUCCUCGAGACGAGCUUCUUCCAGGACAAGUUCGGCGUUCGUCUCAGCGGCAACCUCACCGACCACAGGAACGACCCCCAGCUGCACACCAUUGUCUACCUGCAGGUGGCCGUCAUCUCUCAGGCUUUGAUCUUUGUCACCCGGUCGCACGGCUUCUUCUUUAUGGAGCGCCCGUCGUUCGCCCUUAUGGGUGCCUUCGUCAUCGCCCAGGUCAUCUCCUCCAUCAUCGCUGCUUACGGUAACUGGGGCUUCACCAACAUCCACGCUAUUGAGGGUGGUUGGAUUGGUAUCGUUUGGGUCUGGAACAUCAUUUGGUUCAUUCCCCUGGACUGGAUCAAGUUCGCCAUGAAGGCCACCGUCAUCAAGCGCCUCCGUGAGCGUCACCAGGCCGCUGCUGCUCAGGAGAUGCAGCAGACCGGCGGUGUUCCCCUCACCCGCACCCAGUCACGCGCUGCUUCCGUCCACGAGUCUCUGUACAAGAACCGUACCUCCUUCAUCCGCAGGGCUGCUCGCAAGGUUGGCUUCGGUGGCAAGAUCAAGAUGAACCCCCAGGAGCUGCAACGCUUCAGCAGUAUCCAGGCUGCUCAGACUGGUCAGGUCCUCGCGCGCCAUCCCAGCCGGCCCACCGCAUAGACGACAUUAAACCGUAUCCUAUCCGUACAUACCCCUAAUACUAGUGAGACCCAUCAUGUCUGGUGUCAAUUGCAAUAUAUCCCUUCCUUCCAGCAUCAUCCCCUUCGUACGCGUAAUAUCCACCCAUCCUCGCAUUGGCAUCGGCGUCCAACUGGUCGGCCUUCUUGUAUAACGGGUCUGUAUUGUGGACUCCUCGGUUUACGUUCUCUUCCUCUUCUAUUGACAUGUCGAGUUUGGUAAUUACGAAGCUGCUUGUUUAACGUUUUAUCUCAUGAUGUAGCGGUUGUGUUGCGACCGCAAUAAUUACAUAGUUUGGAUUCGAAAAGCAAUGCAAAAUAGACUUCAUCCUCA